This is a messenger RNA of Lymnaea stagnalis (great pond snail), 6638 nucleotides long. The record is from the annotation of a GenBank genome assembly. Lineage: Eukaryota; Metazoa; Mollusca; Gastropoda; Lymnaeidae.
GACUAGGGUUCCUCAUCAAAGCCAGGGAAGGGGCAAAAAAGGGCAAGAAGUCUCCGUUGUCAUUCAAAUCUCUCUCUAAAUCCAAGAAACAUCGUGAUGACGACGGUGACUUUGAUGACCUUGGAUCUGAGGAAGGGGGAGAGUGUUCGGUUGAUGAGAAGGUGAAGGCCAAGUCUGAACACUGGCAGGCGUUUCUUCAAAUGCAAGAUCGCAUCAAAGAGAAUGUACUUAAAACACAGACAAAUAUAGGGAAGCUGGCAUCGGGACGCAUUUCCCCAUCUGGAAGAAUAUCGCCUGGUAAGAACAGGGAGGAAGAUGAAAGUAAUAUUAAGUUUACAAGUUUGAGCCAAGAAGAAAAUGUGCCAUCGGAUAAAAGUACCGAAGAAAAACAUUUAAGAAGACUCCCUAAAUCAGAAGAGAGCUCUGAGAAUAGUGGCAAUUAUUACGACACUUCUGAUCUUUCCAACCUCAUAUCUCUCCCUCAAUUCACUGUAUCAUCUCCAUCAGCAUUUCAGACCGGCAGCUCAGAGACAGACACAAGAUUUGACAUGGAUCUGGACAGCUCAGAGACAGACACAAGGUUCGACAUGGAUCUCGACGACUUUGCUGAUCUUCGUACCUCAGAGAAUCACCGCAAUGCUGCAGUGAGCGGCAAAAAAACUGAGGCCACCAACUUAAUUGAUGAGUUUGACCUGCUGGGACUCCAUUCGGACUCAUUCCCACCCCCUAUCUCAAACAGCCACCACAUGUCAGCUCAGAGCUCCCUCAAUGAAGACUUACUUGGUUUGGAUGAUUUUUUGUCCCAGCCAGUGUCUCGAGAUAUGUCUCAAGAAAAUUUAACCACUGAUUGGUUUGGGGGCUCGUCCACGGCCCAGAGCAGUGCCCAGUCAUCCUUGUGUCCGAGCCCUGUCCAGUUUGAUAUUGAUUUGUUGACCAGUCAAGGAAAGCUUGUUCCAGAGAGUACCGCCGUGUCUGAUCUCGCCAGGUCUCUGGUAGAUGACUUCCUUCAGUGGGGGGCGGGCAAGUCCGAUGAGCCUCUGUCCAAAAAUCCAUUUUCAUCAGAUGAUUUCACAGAUGAGCAAGCCUUAAAGAUGAAUGCUUUCAACCCGUUUGCUACCAUUGUAGAGUCCGAUGACAUCGACUCUAAUGACUUCCUGGGAGGUUUCAAUGAACCCAAACUUCCAGCCUGGUCAGCCGUGCAGGACAAAAGACAUGACCCCUUCCAAACAGAAGAUAACCAUGCCAUGGAAGCCAUGGCAGCCUUCACAACAAUAGACCCAUUUGCCCCACCCCCGACCCAAACUACUGGGAUUCCUUCAGCUGGCCUGGACAUUAAUGCUAACGCUGCCCCAUUUGAAUCUGCUGCUGUGCCACCUCUAAGGCCCGCUCAACCUACUCAAGCCAGGAAGUCCUCUAGGAAAUCAUCCAAUCCGUUUUUGAUUAAUGAUGAUGACUUAACUGAUGGAAAAUUCGAUGACAACUUUUUUGCGAGUCGUGGUAUUUUUCAUGCCCCUGCUCGGGACGCUGACAGUAUUUGGGGAACAGUAAGUUCCUCUGAAACAAAAUCAACCGGCACAUCCUCGGCUCUGGCAGCCAAUCCAUUUCAAGAUGAUUCCUUCACUACAGACAACAUUCCUACUGGCCCGGGUUUUGCAGACAGCUUUGGUCAGACAUCCACCAUUGGUCAGCCCAUAAACCCUUUCCUAACUGCCAGCUUUGAAAACAUAGCCAUCCAGGCACAGCCUCUGUCCGGUGAUAACCCCUUCGCAGCCAUGGUCAGUGACAAGAGCCCAGCUCUGAGCCCAUUACCGAGCCCAGGUCAUAGUGCCUCACACACUUGUGCUCUCAGUUCUCACUUGGGUGUUGACCUUGAUGUCACACAAAUUCCAGAUUCAAAUGUUUCUGCUGGCGAUGAUUUACAGUUUGAUCCCCUCAAUAAACCAGAAAUAAUAGAAAGUCUGUUUGAUGACCCCACUGGUGACUUUCUGGGAACCGCUGCAAUCGCCACAGAUUUCCAAGGCCAUAGGGACACAACCCAGGUGGCCACUGUUCAAUCGGAAGAGGAUUUCACCGGCGCCUUGAGAUUUGACAUAAAAGAAAAGUCUGAAUCAGACCCGUCUGGUCCGGUGCCCACCUUACCUCCACCACCCCCGAAGCCUCCCAAAUCACCCUCGAUGCCUCAGAGAGAAAAUCCUUUCAACAAGGAAUCCCCCCCGGAGGAAAACUUUGCCAGCUUUGCGGAGGUAGAAGAAGAGCUGAAGAAGAAAGCAGAAGCGGAAGCCGCUGCAGUCAGGGAGAAACGGGAACGUAUGAAGUCUCUGACAUCAGAAGACAGCACACCAGAAGAUGAUGGACCUUUGGAACCCUUAGAACUUUUCCACCCGACACAAGCAAAAGAGUUCUGGAAGCUAAUGGUGAGGCAGCCCACCAAGAAGAAGUUGGCCGGCAACAGGUUCUGGAAGAUGACGAUAGUUCGAAUAUGUCAAACCAAAGAUGGGCCGGUCAUACGGUUGUUUAUGGAGGAGAAAGACACAGAUCCCUUCCAGGUAAGAAUUUAGUUCCGUGGUCUCCAAACUUAAGGUUACUGUACCCCUCCAUUUAAAAAAGACUCCCAAAUGAUGUCCAGCUGCUUGGAAAUAAACCUUUAGUACCAGUAGUGGUGACUUGUGUAAGUUAAAGGAUGCGGUGCCACUGAAAUCUCUAAUGUCUACCAGGGAGAAUCUUUUGUUACUCCCCUGCAAUACUGCCCCAUGGCUGCUUACAAAUCUACUUGAAGAUUUUUGGAAUAGUAACUUUUAUUUACAUCCUUAAUUAUUUUCAAUUGUAUGUUGUGAAGAAUAUUUGGAGAUUUUCAUUAUGUUAACAUCUAGGAUAUGUUUACUAUCUGGAACAUUUUUACUAUCUAGGAUGUAUAUACUAUCUAGGAUGUGUUUACUAUCUACAAUGUGUAUACUAUGUGUUUGAUAUCUCUCACUGCUCUAAUAUUACCAUCUUCAGGAACUGCCUCUUCAGCCAUGCUAUUCUAUCAGUGAUAUCUCAAUGCAGCAAUAUGAUCAGUUUGGUAAGAUCCACACAGUCAAGGUGAGUAGCCGCCAUCUUUUGUAAUAUUACUUUAAUGGGGAUAUUUUGAGUGGCUAAUCUGUUAGAGAUUAUUUUUAUCCUUGAGAAAGUGUAGCAGUUCCAUUUGACCUAAACUGAAUAUAUUAUGUCCUAUGUUCAAAUCAUAGUUUAUGUUAUGUUGUAUGUUCAAAGCAUAGUUUAUGCCAUAUGUUCAAAGCAUAGUUUAUGUUGCAUGUUCAAAGCAUAGUUUAUGCCAUAUGUUCAAAGCAUACUUUAUGUUGUAUGUUCAAAGCAUAGUUUAUGUUUCAUGUUCAAAGCAUAGUUUAUGUCUAUGUUUUUUACAAGAAACUUCUCUUUAAAAAAUGAACGUGCUUGUUCCACAGGUUCAAUACAUCUUCUACAGAGAACGAGUUGGGAUCAGACCUGAACGUAUUACACCCUCAUUUGUUCGUAAGCCCAAGCCAAACAUGAUUUUGGACCAUGCGCCGCAGGUGUCUGAACUGAUAAAGCUGGGCAGCCUUGACAUUGACGAGAUAACAUCAUUCGUCUGGGCCAUGGAGGACGUGCUGAUGAAGCUUGAGUGCCACAGGGAUAAGACCUUGACCUACACUAAGGAAGAAGUUCAGGCUGAAGUCUGGGAUGAAUACCAGGCUGUUGUCGAUAAGGAUGGUCAUGUUGCUUCUCAAAAAGCUAGGGUUCGAAUAUUCUUUUUAGCAUUCCUAACAGGCAUGCCGGCUUGUGAGCUGGGCAUAAGUGACAGAAGAAGGAAAGGGAGAGAAGUGGUGGGAAGACAUGACAUCAUUCCUGUUAGGACAGAGGACUGGAUACGGAUAGAAGAUCCAGAAUUUCAUAAUGUGGUGGAUCUAGAGACAUAUGAGCAAACUCACAAUAUCCGUUUCCAUCCACUGGAUGCCUGUCAGUUUGAGUUGGUUCGUUUUAGGGUACGGCCUCGGGCCAAUCGGGAACUUCCUUUACAGCUGAGAAUCACCCAGGUGAUGAAAGGACGUCAUUUUGAGGUCAGAGUGGAUCUCCUGGUCACGGGAUACCAUGCCUUCAGUAAGAAAUGCGGCCAGUUCCCGUGUGAAGAUAUUGAGGUCCGUAUCAAAAUUCCAGAAGUGUGGAUUUAUUACUUCCGUUACGAGAAACGAUUUGGUUAUGGCUCACUGAAGGCCAUGGCCAGAAAACCCGGCAGAAUCAAAGGUCUGGAGAGGAUCACGAUGAUGGCCCAGGGACUGCUGACACCCGCCCUUAUGGAGGCAUCCGUCGGCUCAGCCAAAUAUGAGCAUCUGUACAGAUCUGUGGUGUGGAGGAUACCCCGGCUGCCCGAGAGAAAUCAUGGUGAGAUCAAUACCUUUAUUGAUUAGUGUUUAAUAGCUUUAUUGAUUGGUGUUUAAACACUGAACAUAUAAACUUGUAAUAGUUCAUGAACAUUCAAAUUAAAAAUGUAUUUGAACAGUGAACUAAAUCAGUUGUUGAGUAAUUAAAUAAUAGUAUGGUUGAACUCUGCGAUACAUAGGAUCAUGUUUUUCCACAGGAGUGGUGGGGUAGGUCAUAGUGAUGCCCAGUAGAUAAUCCACUGCUUACUUUGUAAGGUCAAUCUUGGGAGCUACCCCAUUUUUCAUUCCUGGGGUAAAAGGAGGGAGGGUCCCAUGAGAUGGCUGGAAGAGCUUUGCUCAGAUCAUUCCAAAUGUAACAUUUUCAACUCUGCCAUAAUAUGCCCACAGCAUCACAAAGUUAAUAUUUUUGCAAAGGAUAUGAAAAUAGUAUUUAAAAAACAUUUUUUCAUACAAUCACAAUUCCACAAAACAUAUACAUUCACAAUCACAAUUCCACAAAACAUAUCCAUUCACAAUCACAAUUCUACAAAACAUAUCCAUUCACAAUCACAAUUCCACAAAACAUAUUCAUUCACAUGCACAAAUCCACUAAACAUAUCCAUUCACAAGCACAAUUCCACAAAACAUAUUUAUUCAUAAGCAGAAAUCCACAAAACAUAUCCAUUCACAAGCACAAUUCCACAAAACAUAUUUAUUCAUAAGCACAAAUCCACAAAACAUAUCCAUUCACAUGCACAAAUCCACUAAACUUAUCCAUUCACAUGCACAAAUCCACAAAAAUAUUCAUUCACAAGCACAAAUCCACUAAACAUAUUUAUUCAUAAGCACAAAUCCACUAAACAUAUCCAUUGAUAAGCACAAAUCCAUUAAACAUAUCCAUUCACAUGCACAAAUCCACUAAACAUAUCCAUUCACAAGUACAAAUCCAAUAAAACUAUUCCAACUUCAACACCACUCAAGAGAUUUUUAAAAAAAUAUUCCUCUCUUCCUACUCAUUGACAAUUCCAACGCUAUUCACAUGGAAUAUUUUAAACCCUUCUCUGACAUACCAGGGCUAUUGACAAAUCCAAUUAUAAGACCCCAAUUUUAACAUGCUAGCGAGGUUUUACAGUACCAUCCAAAAAGUAUGUAGAUAUGUUUUAUGAAUGAGGCUCUUUGAUGUGGUCCAAGUAUGCCAACUAUUGAAAGUGGGAUUGAACGUACAUGAACGUUUUUUUUAAACAUUUCAAGAAGCUAAAAGAUGUAUCUCCUGAUUUGAUCUUUGAGCUAUACAUUUAGUUCAGUAGUUCUUAACCUUUUUUGGGGUACCGAACCCCACCAGUUUCAUAUGCGCAUUCACCGAACCCUUCUUAUUAGGAAAAAUAAAAUAUGAUUUUUUUCUGAUUUUUGUUGGACCUCCGCCGAACCCCUGAGACUGACUCACUGAACACCUGGGGUUCGAUCCCAGGUUAAGAACCACUGAUUUAGUUAUAGUGUUUUUAUGUCUCAAAUAAGAAGAGAAGAAAAUACUUGAACUUUAAUCACUAUGAAAACAGUUGAGUUGUAACAUAGCAAAAAGUUAAUUUUAACAACAGCAGCAACAUUCAGAUUAGAUUAUUUAUUGUUGAGCUACAAUUGCCAGGCAUUCAAUAUUUCAUCAGUUUAUGGAGACAGGUUUAAACUGGAAGGCAUACUACACAGUAAUAAUACAACGCAAUAAUCAUACUGCACAAUAAUCAUACUACACAAUAAUCAUACUGCACAGUUAUAAUCACAAUAAUUUUUAAUUUUAAAAUUUGCUUCUUUGGUCAACUUAAUUUGUCACAUUUGGUCCACUUAUUUUGUCACAAUUAAACAUUUUUUAAAUUUCUUUUUUCAGGUGCUUAUAAAAACCACUUGUUUGUCCUUCACCUUUCCCUGGGUCAGCAUGAUGAGAUUCCUGAUCAAUUAGAGCAGUGGGCGGACUGCUCCUUCACCAUGCCAGCUUCCACAGUCUCCAAGGCACAGGUGCGGUCUAUCAGUGUUGAAAACCCUGACCCGCCCGAGAAGUGGGUUCGAUAUAUUGCCAAAUACAAUUACAGGGUGGAAAUUGACAAUCAUGUGGAGACAGAGUCAGACAGGGAGACAAGUGAUUAGUCUCCAAUUAUUGUGGUCCAAUGUGAGGCUCACUUGCCCUGACGGAGCCGAGACUGCUGCUGAAGACAUAAAUGAAAGCCUUGAUAGAUUAUUUAUAAGUCAGUUUGAAAAAUAUUAUCAGUAGUG